AUGGCUGAGAAAGAGUGUCAUGUCAAUCCUGAGCUACUCAACUUCGGCCAAGACCCGACUCCACGGCGAGAGCUCCGUUCCGAGUACCUCGCCGUCCGGAGCUUCACCAGUGAGAAAAAAGACGAUUUAGUGAGCCCGGAUUCGAAGAAGUUUGAUGUGAUCAUUGACUACAUUGACAAAUUGCACGAGCAAGUUCAGCUUCCGCGGGAACAAGUAGCUGAUGCGCAAGCACUUUUGGAAAUAAGUAAAACCGUGGUGGCUUCUGUUAUGUCACAUUCUAACGGGGAAACUGAUGGGUCAAAUUUCCCUUCUUAUUUGGAGGAGGAUUUUAUUCUUCCGCAUAAUCCAACAGAAACUACCCCAACCGAUUUCAUUACCGGUUUGAUUACACAUUUCGGGCAAGUUAAGUCAUCAGUGAACAAAGAUGAGGCCAAUGUGUCGCUUAAAUGGAAAGACAUUGGAAUUUUUGUUUCACCAAUACUCAAGAGGGCUCUUGGAUGUUGCACAAUGCUUGGACCCAUGAAUGCUGUGAUCAAGCAAAAGAAGGCUGCUGUCUGUCGAACAAAGCCUACCACAGCUCAUCUGCCCAAGGAGAUCAAUAAUGAAGGAGGCGAAAGAACUGAUACAGACUUGAACAUGGCAACAAUGUUUGAGAUUUUAAAGAACAAGAAGAAAGUUGAUCUUAAUUGUUUGAUACUGAAUAGAAGGUCUUUUGCACAGACAGUGGAGAAUCUUUUUGCUCUGUCAUUUCUAGCGAAAGAUGGCAGAGUUAGAAUUGCUGUCCAAGUAAAUGGUUCUCAUAUUGUUUCACCUACGAAUGGUCCUGUUGCCAAUGAAGUGGCCUAUCACCAUUUUGUGUUUCGAUUUGAUUUCAAGGAAUGGAAGAUCAUGAUAGAAAUGGUGGCUGUUGGUGAAGAGCUCAUGCCUCAUAGAAACCACACAAAGUGCACACCUGCCUCGGGUGACAAACCAGCAGCUUUCAAUUCCCAAACAGACACCCCACACACAAUCCAGACUCGAAAACAUACCAGAAACGAUGGCCUGGUUGUACAGGAUAAAUCUACUGCAGAAGAAUUCUUGGAAAAUGAUGAUGCUGCUGGAGCUACAGCACUACGCAGGUGUAAGCGCAAGCUUUUGUUUAAUUCAUGUGUUUUGGGAAUCUAUAUUCCUGGUGAUAUUUUGAAAUGA
Molecule: messenger RNA, 1188 nt
Organism: Fragaria vesca subsp. vesca
Lineage: Eukaryota; Viridiplantae; Streptophyta; Magnoliopsida; Rosales; Rosaceae
Product: non-structural maintenance of chromosome element 4-like
Exons: 9
Coding region: 1-1188 (395 amino acids)
Biological process (GO): DNA repair
Cellular component (GO): nucleus; Smc5-Smc6 complex
Source: RefSeq, a predicted model, not a curated record